AUGCCACCUGUAUGGUCAAAUUGUGAGGUCCUUUUGACUUCCUUAGCCUUGAUCAUGUUCACUCCCUCAGUGCUAAUGUCUACAUCCUGCAAGCUCAGCCACGCAGAUGGUUCAGAGCUGCGCCAAAAUUCUAAGUCCCACCGUGGAACCAAGUCAGGGCACCACUCAUUCCUAGAUUCUUACAUCUGGGAACACAGCCAUGAAUCAAUUGCCCCGGACUCAGGACUUCAUGCUUGGGAUGGCACUGAGCUGCUUCAGUUCCUCUGCACAGCUGCUGCAGCCACUACUGCUGCCACUAAGUCGAUAAAUCUGUGGGUCCUCUUCAUUUUCACUAUUAUGGGAAAUUCCACUGUGUUGCUCUCCACCUGCGGGAGAAAGAGGAAGUUGAGAAUAACCUUCUUUGUGACUAAGUUGACCAUAAUAGAGAAACAAAUCAGGGCUCUUUUCCUGAUUACCUGGAGCCCUUCUUUCAUUUAAUCUAUUCCCAUUUUGAUCAUAUAGAAAAGAAAACUUGCCAAUAAUAAAGUGCAGUGCUGAGUCCUGUGGCCUGAUGACUCCUACUGGAUCCUAUAUAUGACCAUCAUUGCCUUCCUCAUGUACUUCAUACCCCUAGGAAACAUCAGUGUCAUCUAUGCCAUUGUGAUCCAAAAUAUUUGGAUAAAUAAAGCCCUUGAGACUGGGCUUUCUAACUGCUCGGAUGGAAAGCUGUGUACCAGCUACAACCGAGGACUCGUCUUAGAAACAAGAAUCAAGGUCAUGAAGUACAGUGCUAUCAUCAUUCUUGCCUUUCUCUGCUGUUGGAGUCCAUACUUAAUUGACAUUUUGAAUAACUUUAAUCUCCUUCCAGAAACCAAAGAGCACUGUGGUCAUUCAAUAGCUCUGUCUGUUGCCCGUAUGGGCAUGUUGGAAGCAGCCAACCUCAUGGGCUCAUUGUAG
Messenger RNA from Suncus etruscus (white-toothed pygmy shrew), 936 nucleotides. It is a transcript of the gene NPSR1, whose product is annotated as neuropeptide S receptor 1. Lineage: Eukaryota; Metazoa; Chordata; Mammalia; Eulipotyphla; Soricidae. Gene Ontology annotation, molecular function: neuropeptide receptor activity. Gene Ontology annotation, cellular component: cytoplasm; membrane. The record is from RefSeq and is a predicted model, not a curated record. Gene Ontology annotation, biological process: positive regulation of release of sequestered calcium ion into cytosol; neuropeptide signaling pathway.